AUGGAGCAAGGUAGAACGACAUCGAAUUCGGUCGUGUCAGAAUUUGAAGGGACAAUACUGAAGAACGAAGAUCCAUUCUCUUACUUCAUGCUCGUAGCCUUCGAGGCAUCUGGUCUAAUUCGUUUCGCCGCCUUGCUGUUUCUUUGGCCCGUAAUCACACUCCUUGAAGUUUUCAGCUACAAAAACGCCGCUCUCAAGCUCAUGAUUUUUGUAUCUACGGUUGGUUUACACGAACCGGAGAUUGAAUCGGUGGCUAGAGCCGUCCUGCCCAAGUUCUACAUGGACGACGUAAGCAUGAACACGUGGAGGGUUUUCAGCUCGUGCAAGAAAAGAGUCGUGGUGACGAGAAUGCCUCGAGUUAUGGUAGAGAGGUUUGCAAAGGAACAUCUUAGAGCCGACGAAGUCAUCGGAACAGAGCUGAUCGUGAACCGGUUCGGUUUUGUCACCGGUUUGAUACGUGAAACCAAUAUCGAUCAAUCCGUUUUGAACCGCAUCGCCGAUUUGUUUGUUGAUCGGAGGCCUCAGCUAGGUCUUGGAAGACCGGCCAACACGAUUCCCACGACAUUUUUAUCGUUAUGCGAGGAGCAUAUUCAUGCACCAAUUCAGGAGAACUAUAACCACCGUAACCAACAACUUGAGCUACGGCCACUUCCUGUGAUCUUUCACGACGGACGCCUCGUGAAGCGGCCAACUCCGGCCACCGCUCUCCUCAUCCUCAUAUGGAUCCCAUUCGGAAUCAUUCUCGCCGCGAUCCGAAUCUUUCUCGGAUCCGUCCUUCCAUUGUGGGCCACGCCUUACGUUUCUCAGGUAUUCGGCGGCCAAAUCAUCGUCAGAGGCAAGCCUCCUCAGCCACCGGCGGCCGGAAACUCCGGAGUUCUCUUCGUUUGCACUCAUAGAACCUUAAUGGACCCGGUGGUGUUAUCCUAUGUGCUCGGACGCAGCAUCCCGGCCGUUACUUACUCGAUCUCACGGUUAUCCGAGAUCUUAUCUCCUAUUCCAACCGUCCGAUUGACAAGAAUUCGAGAUGUAGACGCCGCAAAGAUCAAACAACAACUGUCUAAAGGAGAUCUAGUGGUUUGUCCCGAGGGUACCACUUGUCGUGAGCCGUUUUUGCUAAGAUUUAGCGCGCUUUUCGCUGAGUUAACGGAUAGGAUUGUUCCGGUUGCGAUGAAUUAUAGAGUCGGAUUCUUCCAUGCGACCACGGCGAGAGGUUGGAAAGGUUUAGACCCGAUUUUCUUCUUUAUGAACCCGAGACCGGUUUAUGAGGUUACGUUCUUGAACCAGCUUCCGAUGGAGGCAACGUGUUCGUCAGGGAAGAGUCCACAUGACGUGGCCAACUAUGUUCAGAGAAUCUUGGCGGCUACGUUAGGGUUCGAGUGCACUAACUUCACGAGGAAGGAUAAGUAUAGGGUUCUUGCCGGAAACGAUGGAACGGUGUCGUAUUUAUCGUUUCUUGACCAACUGAAGAAGGUGGUGACCACUUUCGAGCCUUUUCUCCAUUGA
Messenger RNA from Thlaspi arvense, 1503 nucleotides. The record is from the annotation of a GenBank genome assembly. NCBI's taxonomy places the organism in Eukaryota, Viridiplantae, Streptophyta, Magnoliopsida, Brassicales, Brassicaceae.